AUGGAGAACAUGGCGGCAGGAAACCAUUGCACAGUGUCUGAGUUCUUCUUGGCUGGGCUCUCAGAGAAACCAGAAUUCCAGAUGCCCCUCUUCCUCCUCUUCACUGGAAUCUAUGUGGUCACUGUAGCAGGGAAUCUGGGCAUGAUCACACUGAUUGUGUUCAGUUCCCACCUGCACAACCCCAUGUACUAUUUCCUCAGCAGUCUGUCCUUCAUUGACUUCUGUCAGUCCACUGUGGUUACUCCUAAAAUGUUGGUUGGCUUUUUGACAGAAAAGAACCUUAUCUCCUACACUGGAUGCAUGACUCAGAUCUAUUUAUUUACCAUUUUUGGUACUGCAGAGUGUUAUACAUUAGCUGCAAUGGCAUAUGAUCGCUAUGUUGCCAUAUGCAAUCCUUUGCUUUACAGUGUAACCAUGUCCUAUCAGGUUUACAGCUCCCUGAUUUCAGGAGUGUAUAUUAUUGGUGUGUUCUUUGCAUCAGUUCACAUAGGAUUCAUGACUAGGAUUUGGUUCUGCAAAUUAGAUGUUAUCAACCACUAUUUCUGUGAUUUUCUUCCCCUCUUGAAGCUUGCACGCUCUAAUACCUAUAUCAGUGAAUUUUUGAUUCUAGUUUUUGGUACAUUGAAUAUCUUUAUUCCAAUUCUCACAAUUAUUGCUUCUUACAUCUCAAUUGUUGCCAGUAUCCUCCGCAUUCACUCCACAGAAGGGAGGUCCAAAGCCUUCAGUACUUGUAGUUCUCACAUCUUGGCUGUUGUUAUCUUCUUCGGAUCAUUAGCAUUUAUGUAUCUGCAGCCUACAUCAGUCAACUCUACGGACCAAGGAAAAAUCUCCUCUGUGUUUUAUACUAUUGUUGUGCCCAUGCUAAACCCUAUCAUAUACAGUCUGAGAAAUAAGGAUGUCAAUGUGGCCUUGAAGAAAAUACUUGAAAGCAAAACAUUUUUGUAA
This is a messenger RNA of Microtus ochrogaster (prairie vole), 945 nucleotides long. RefSeq names its product olfactory receptor 1537-like. Bases 1 to 945 code for a protein of 314 amino acids. The transcript has a single exon. The record is from RefSeq and is a predicted model, not a curated record. Lineage: Eukaryota; Metazoa; Chordata; Mammalia; Rodentia; Cricetidae.